AUGACCAGGCAAUUCAAAGGCUCAGGCUGCAUCAUAUGUGGGCGAAACCUCCAACACCCAUUCCUCUUCUGCUCCAUAGCUUGCAAGGUUCAUGACAAGGUAAGCUCCAAAGUGAAUCUAAGAAAACAACAUUUGUACAAAUGUGGAAGUUUAGUGGAGCUCGAAGAUGGCCAAUUGACACCUGACUUGAUCCUUGAACAGCCUAUUUCACUGCGUGCUUCUUCAGUUUCAGGGUCAAGCUCCGGUGGUGCUAACAAUAUAAAUUGUAGAACACUUGUUUGCACUGCAACCAGUGAGUUUGUGAAGAAGAAACGUAGCGCCAUUGCUGUUUCUCGGACUCCUUACCGGCCAACAUGCUCGCCGGCUUCAGAGGUGGCCCCCACUAUGAACCGGCGAAAGUGUACGCCUCACCGGUCGCCGAUGUACUAG
Molecule: messenger RNA, 429 nt
Organism: Ilex paraguariensis (yerba mate)
Lineage: Eukaryota; Viridiplantae; Streptophyta; Magnoliopsida; Aquifoliales; Aquifoliaceae
Source: the annotation of a GenBank genome assembly